CACGAAUUUGCCGUUUGUCCCGCUUGGCUGCCCUCGCCUUUCAUGUAUAGGCUCCUGUUUCGACGACCAUCUCUGACCCGAAACUUUGGCGCCAUUACGGCCACGUUCACGUCCACCAACGCCAUGCAUAUCCAGUCGAUUCCUAUGUGGGUGGGUAGUGGUAAUAACUACGCCUACCUGGUACGAGACGAGAAGACCAAAGACGCCGUCAUUAUCGACCCUGCUAACCCCCCAGAAGUUGCUCCCGUCCUCAAGAGUGCCAUGGAGGCGGGCGAGAUUAAUCUGACAGCCAUCGUGAACACACACCACCAUUGGGAUCAUGCAGGGGGAAACAAUAACCUGCUCGCAGCCCUCAAACUGGACAAGUUGCCCAUCAUCGGGGGAAAGGACUGCCAGGGCGUCACUGAGGCACCCGCACACGGCUCCACCUUCAACAUUGGCAGUAUCUCUGUCAAGGCACUACACACGCCCUGUCACACCCAGGACAGCAUCUGCUGGUUCAUGCAAGACGGCGACGACAAGGUUGUCUUCACGGGAGACACCCUCUUCAUCAGCGGAUGUGGCAGGUUCUUCGAGGGUGAUGCCGAAGAAAUGCACAAGGCAUUGAACGAAACGCUUGCAUCCUUGCCUGACGAUACGGUCGUCUACCCUGGACACGAGUACACCAAGUCUAAUGUCAAGUUCACGGUAUCGGUGCUGCAGAACGAUGCCAUCCGCAAGUUACAGGACUUCGCCGAGAACAACCGGGAGACACAAGGCAAAUUCACUAUCGGUGACGAGAAGAAACACAACGUUUUCAUGCGUGUUAAUGACCCCAAAGUUCAAAAGGCGACGGGCGAGAGUGAUCCCGUGUCGGUGAUGGCCAAGCUGCGGGAAAUGAAGAACAAUCUCAAGUGAGUGAGAUAGCAAGUGAGACUGAGCUACACCCGCACGUCCUCGCACAGGAUCAUCGCUUGUCUUGGGCUUGCAAACACGAACAAGCAUGCAAUUAAUUAAAUACGAGCUCAAAACCAAGGGGGUGUAAAAUGAGCUUAAAGCUGACGGGAUGGCUUCUUCCACUAUGGCGUAGCCCUCCCCCGGAGGCUAAGAUCUAGGAUGUGUACCGUUGGUCAGUUCCGAGCGAGCGAGAUAAUGUGGGAGUGAGAACUAAGCAGUUGCUCGACUCAAAAGUGGGUUACAACAUGGU
This is a messenger RNA of Sodiomyces alkalinus F11, 1186 nucleotides long. RefSeq names its product hydroxyacylglutathione hydrolase. Gene Ontology annotation, molecular function: hydroxyacylglutathione hydrolase activity. The transcript is spliced from 10 exons. NCBI's taxonomy places the organism in Eukaryota, Fungi, Ascomycota, Sordariomycetes, Glomerellales, Plectosphaerellaceae. The record is from RefSeq and is a predicted model, not a curated record. Bases 43 to 897 code for a protein of 284 amino acids.